Messenger RNA from Aspergillus sclerotioniger CBS 115572, 495 nucleotides. RefSeq names its product EthD domain-containing protein. The transcript is spliced from 2 exons. The record is from RefSeq and is a predicted model, not a curated record. Lineage: Eukaryota; Fungi; Ascomycota; Eurotiomycetes; Eurotiales; Aspergillaceae. Gene Ontology annotation, molecular function: oxidoreductase activity. Bases 34 to 495 code for a protein of 153 amino acids.
CUAACUUUUCUGCCCCCUCCGCCCCGCUCAGCCAUGUCAUCAACCAACCCGCAGCCCCAACCCCAACCGCUCCUCAAAAUCACCGUCCUCCAUUACCGUAAACCCGGGGUAUCCGAGGCCGAUUUUAUGCGAUGGAUCCAAGAGGAUCACAUCCAACGAGCGGCUCGAAUCAUCCAGAAACAUAACGUGGUUCAUUACACCCAGUACCUCACCCCGUCAUCCGCGCAAGAAAUCUUCCUCCCCGAUCUCGCCCACAAGCCCGGAUGGAAAAUGGCCGACUUCGACGCCGUCAUCUCCUAUUACGUGCGGUCGCCGGAUGAUAUGCGCGCGUUGCUGAGUGAUCCGGAGUGGAGAGAAGAGGUCAAUGCGCGGGAGGAGGCCUGGGCGGAUGUGCACAACGUGGUUACUAUGGUGGGGUGGGAGACGGUGUAUAUUCGGGAUGGGGAGGUGGUGGGGGAGGCGAUGAGAUCUGGGACUAGGAGUAGUAAGUUGUGA